Messenger RNA from Arachis duranensis, 516 nucleotides. RefSeq lists its product as uncharacterized. The record is from RefSeq and is a predicted model, not a curated record. NCBI's taxonomy places the organism in Eukaryota, Viridiplantae, Streptophyta, Magnoliopsida, Fabales, Fabaceae. Bases 1 to 516 code for a protein of 171 amino acids. The transcript has 2 exons.
AUGGCUUCAGCUACUAAUAUUUCUGCACAAAUUAGCAGUAUCCCUAUGCUGAAUGGUUCAAACUUUAAAGUUUGGAAAGAUACCGUGGAGAUUAUCCUCAGUUGUAUGGAUCUAGAUACAGCUCUUCGAGAAGAGAAACCUACUUCCACUCUGGAAAAUCUCAAUGAGGGCUCAAAUACUGAGGAUAAAGAUGCCAAACAGUUUUUAAAGGGUGUUGAAAAAUUCUUUACUAAGAAUGAAAAGGUGGAGGCAAGUAGUCUUUUGAGCAAACUUGUCUCCAUAAGGUAUAAAGGUAAAGGGAACAUUAGGGAGUACAUUAUGGAAAUGUCUCAUCUUGCUUCAAAAUUGAAAGCAUUAAAGUUAGAGUUGUCUGAAGAUUUACUCGUGCAUUUCAUUUUGAUUUCCCUUCCUGCACACUUUGGGCAAUUCAAAGUGAGUUAUAACACUCUGAAGGACACUUGGUCCUUAAAUGAGCUUAUAUCUCAUUAUGUGCAAGAAGAAGAGAGGCUACAGUAA